UCCUUCUUCAUAUUGAAACGGAUUCAAGAGACAAACAGCAGCUCCACGGCAGCCUGGAAGAGUGGCAAUUCAUGAAGUUCAGGACUGUUGGGUAGACCUCUGAAUUGUUUUGUGGAGUAGGAACGUCUUGAACUGGUGAUGCUGAGAAAGGGGGAGUGGGUCUGGGUGGACUCGGCCAUCGGAGUACCCAUCGGAGCGAGGGUCAAAGUCGCACCAUCUGGUCAGCGGUUGCUGGUGGACGAUGACGGAAAGGAGCAGAGUCUGUCCCAGGAGCAGGAAGCGUCUCUCAGGAUCAUGCACCCCACAUCGGUGGAGGGUGUGGCCGACAUGAUCAAACUGGGGGACAUGACCGAGGCCGGCCUCCUCAGGAACCUGCUGCUCCGACACAAACAAGGCCUCAUCUACACCUACACAGGCUCUGUGCUGGUGGCAGUGAACCCGUACCAGGAUUACCCUCUAUACUCAGGUGACCAGGUGAAGUUGUACCACGGUCGUAAGCUGGGGGAACUCCCUCCGCACAUCUUCGCCAUCGCUGAAGCCUGCUACUGUAACAUGAUGCGCCAUCUCAGGAACCAGUGCUGCAUCAUCAGUGGGGAAUCAGGUGCGGGGAAGACAGAGAGCACUAAGCUGAUCCUGCAGUACUUGGCAGCAGUCAGCGGGGAGCUCUCUGAACAGCAGAUCGAACAGCAGAUCCUGGAGUCGAACCCGAUACUAGAAGCAUUUGGAAAUGCAAAAACAAUCCGCAACGACAACUCCAGUCGCUUUGGGAAAUAUUUGGAGAUCUUCUUCAGUAAGGAGGGAGUGAUCAAAGGUGCUCGCGUGGAGCAGUAUCUUCUGGAGAAGUCUCGUGUCUGCCAUCAGGCCCUGGAGGAGAGAAACUACCACGUGUUUUACUGCAUGCUGGCAGGAAUCACGGCCGAGCAGAAGAAAACUUUGAGCCUCGGAGAUGCUAAGGAGUACAAAUUCCUUUCUAAGGGCGGCAGUAUCGUGUGUGAAGGCAGGGACGACGCUAAAGACUACAAGCGUAUUCUCUCUGCGAUGAAGAUCCUGACCUUCUCGGAGAGCCAGUGUCACGAAAUCCUCAAGCUGCUGGCGGCCAUAUUACACCUAGGGAACGUCUGCUUCAAGGCCAACACACAAAAUAACUUGGAAACCAGUGAUGUCAGCAAGUCGGAGCACUUCAGCAUCGCAGCAUCAAUACUGGAGGUCCACAAGUCUUCCCUGGCGGAGAGUUUGACCAAUCGCUCCUUUAUGACCAACACAGAGCGGGUGACCAAACCCCUCAGCUGCGAACAGGCCUCUGACUGUAGAGAUGCCUUCGUCAAGGCGAUCUACAAUAAGCUGUUCAUAUGGAUCGUUGGGAAAAUCAACAGUGUCAUCUAUAAGACGUUGACCAAAAGCCCCAAAUCCUCCUUCCUGUCCAUCGGCCUGCUCGACAUCUUCGGCUUUGAGAACUUCACCACAAACAGCUUCGAGCAGCUGUGCAUUAAUUUUGCCAACGAGAAGCUGCAGCAGUUCUUUGUGGGCCACAUCUUCAAACUGGAGCAGAAGGAGUACACGAAAGAGGACAUUGUGUGGAAUAACAUCAAAUUCAGUGACAAUCAGAAGAUCCUGGACGUCCUGGCUGUGAAACCCUGCAACCUGCUGGCUCUGAUCGAUGAAGAAAGCCAUUUUCCAAAGGGCUCAGACUUCACUAUGCUGAACAAGAUGAACCAGCAACACAAUGGGAACAAGCGCUACAUCGGCUCCAAAAGUGAGCGCGACACAGACUUUGGGAUUCGCCACUUUGCAGGCGUGGUUCACUACGAUUCCACAGGUUUCUUGGAAAAGAACAGAGAUGCCGUCAGUCAUGACAUAAUCAAGAUGGUUGAAACGACCACCAAUAAGCUGCUCCAUCAGAUAUUUGAGAAUGAGCUUUCAACCAACGGUGUGAAGAUUGGUAACAACAAGAAGGUCAUCAUGACACCUAAGAACUCCAUACGGGCCCAGACUGACACCCGUAAACAAGUGGCGACGCUGAGCGCUCAGUUCCGUCAGUCUCUGGACUCCCUCAUGAAGGCCCUGUCCGCCUGCCAGCCUUUCUUCAUCCGCUGCUUCAAACCCAACAAUGAAAAGCAGUCUAAGGCGUUUGACAGAGAGCUGUGCAUGCGUCAGCUGAGAUACUCCGGCAUGAUGGACACCAUCCGCAUCCGGAAGCUGGGAUACCCAAUUCGCCACACGUUCGUGGAAUUCCUGAAGCGCUACAGGGUGCUCCUGAAGACGACCGUCUGUGACCCCAAAACUGAAACAGCUGCUGCCUGUUGUGAAGCCAUCUGCAAGACAGUGAUUGAAGGAGAGGACGAGUGGAAAAUAGGCAGGACCAAGAUCUUCCUGAGGGAUGCCCAUGAUGCCGUCCUGGAACGACUGAGGGAACAGCAACUCAGCAGCGUAGCUGUGGUGAUCCAGAGGGUCAUGCUGGGACACAAAGACAGAAAGUGUUUCCUGAAGAAGCGGAGGGCAGCUGUGGUGUUGCAGAAGAACUGGAGAGCUUAUAGACGGGAGCUAAUGCGAAGAAAGCUCCAGCAAGGCUUUGAGCGACUGGUAUCAAAGAUCCGCAGUCGAAAGCUGCGGUCACAGUACAAAAGACAGCAAGUUGCAGCACUCACCAUUCAGAGACAGGUCCGAGGCUACCGGGCGAGGAAAGACUGUAAGCAGAAGAGAGAGGCAGUCAUACUGCUGCAGGCUUACAGAAGAGGAGUCCUGGCCAGAAGAAAAGCUCAAAAGAUGAAGGAUGAGGCCGCACUUUUACGCCUGGAGAGAGAGAAGGACGCGCAGAUUGCUUCGGAGUUAAAGCGGCGACUGCAAGCUAUCGCCAUAUCACGGCGAGCUGACGAGGAGCCUGAGCCAAUCGUUGAAAAGGAUUCAAAGGACGACUCGUAUGACCUCCAGCCCACGCCUCCUGAGGACCACUCGUAUGACCCCCAGCCCACGCCUCCUGAGGACCACUCGUAUGACCUCCAGCCCACGCCUCCUGAGGACCACUCGUAUGACCUCCAGCCCACACCUCCUGUGGAAGUGGUAGAACAGAAAGCACCACAAUCAGAUAAAUUUGAGAAGAGGAGGAACAUGCCAGAGCCGGAGGAGGAAACCUCAGUCGAGACCUCAGAGCCGGAAAUCAUCGCCCCAGCCUCAAUCUCUGCAACCCCCACCCCAUCGCUGGACGAGGAAGAGGAGGAGGAGGAGGACGACGAGUUUGAAGACGGAAGCGAUGAGUUUUCAUUCUUCAAGUUCAGCAUCCUUCACUUCCAGAGCAACCACGGCCACACGCACAUCAACCAGAGACUCAAGCAGCCUCUCCUGCCCCACGAUGACGAGGGCGAUGUACUGGCAUGUCUGACUAUAUGGUGGAUUAUACUGCGUUACAUGGAGGACAUGCCAGAGCCAAAAUCUGUGGACGCCAUGUCUCUAGCGUCCAGCACCAUCUCGCGUCAUCCGCCUCGUAGGCAGGGCAGGAGGCUGAGCAGCCUGGUGGGAUGGGACCAGAAAAUAAUGAGGAAGAACAAGAAAAAGCUCGGAGGUGGAAUGAGAAAAGCUUCUGUCAUUCUUGAGGAGCCAGAAGACAUGACAGAGGACGAGGACAUCCUGGUUGGAGAGGGUCCGACGAUGGAUCGGCCACUUACAUCUGUGGAAAAACUACACAUUAUCAUCGGAUACGCUCUAUGGAGACGAGACAUAAGGGAUGAGAUUUACUGCCAGAUCUGUAAGCAGCUGGUGAACAAUAAGAACAGGAGGAGCCGUAUGCAAGGCUGGAGCCUUCUCUCCAUCUGUCUUGGGAUCUUCCCCCCCACAGACCUCUUCAUGGAGUAUUUGGAGAGUUUUGUCCGCAAAGGGCCAAGCGGUUAUGGAGAAUACUGCACUGAGCGCCUGCGUCGUAUAGUACUCAACAGAGAAAGAAAAGAGUUGCCCUGUUGGAUUGAGCUCCAGGCCGCAAAAUCCAAGGAGCCCAUAGAUGUGACUGUGUCUCUACUGGACGGCCGCACUGUCAGUUUACAGCUGGACUCGGUCUCCACCUCUGCUGAAGUCUGUCAAGCUGUGGCUGACAAGAUCGAUCUUACUGACACAUAUGGAUUCUCCCUGUAUAUCAGUUUUUAUGACAAGAUGUGGUCUCUGGGCAGCUGUGGGAAGCAUGUGUUGGACUCAGUGUCUCAGUGCGAGCAGGAGACGAGGAGGCAGGGCCGGCAGGAGAAGGACGCCCCCUGGAAGCUCUCCAUCCGCAAGGAGGUGUUCACCCCCUGGCACGACUGCUCAGUAGACCCGAUCAGCACGGAUCUAAUCUACAGACAGGUCAUCAAGGGAAUCAAGAUGGGAGAGUACACCACUGACAAGGAGGAUGAAUACGUCCAGAUGGCAGCAAAGCACUAUUACAUCAAGUUUGGUUCUGCAUACAACAAAGACGACGUUCGUACGGUGGUUGACGAGUGCAUCGCCACGCCACUUAUUGAGAACAAAUCUAUGACAAAGUGGAUUCAACUCAUCAGCGCAGCACUCUUACAGGGUCCUUAUGUCAACGGGAAGCAGAAAACAGACAGCGUAAAAGGCGAACUGGUCAGCAACGCCCAACACGCAUGGCCCCUGCACUUCUCCAAGUUUUAUGAAGCGACUUGGAUAUCAGGACCUCCUUUGCCCAAAUGCUGGUUUGUUGUGGCUGUUAACUGGAACGGCAUCUUCUUCAUGGAUGGAAGAGACAAGAUGCUCCUUGAGAUUCCUUACCUUGAAGUAAAGGAAAUGCGUAUGAUCAGUGAAGGUAUUUUGAGUGGUCAGUCAGUGAAUUUGACCACAGUCAGAGGAGAGUAUGUCCUGAAGUGUGGGGAAGCUGCGGACAUGGCGGCACUUACAGAGAAAAACCUGGAAGGGCUGAGACAGCGCUCAGUGUAUGCACUGGCUCAGCAUGAUGCCAGUAAAAUAGACGACCCCACGUUCCUGGUUUGUAAGCGAGGGGACCUGCUGCAGCUAGAGAAAGAUGAAAAAAGUUCUCCUGAUAAGAACUGGAUCAACGCAACCAACCAGCGGAGCGGUGCCAGCGGUGCCGUCUACAAGGAUACGAUGCAGUUCCUGCCGACUCUAGAGAGGCCCAAUGAGGAUAUGCUGGAACUGCUCAGUCCAGGCCAGCGGAAACCUUCAACAACACAAAACACCACACAGAGAGAGGACACAGUGGCUCCUGUCUCUUUAAAAGAGUUUGCACUUGACAACUUCAGGCCUGCAGGUAAAGAUGUCGGUCGACAUGGUGCGUCCAAAGGGGUCAGCAGGGAGAAGCUGUGGGCGAGUUCCAGAGAACCUCUCAAACAGCCGCUGAUGAUGAGCCUGGCCCGCAACACUGACCUCAGCAACAUGGCCUGCAACGCCUUCACUGCUAUCCUGAAGUACAUGGGCGAUUACCCCAUCAAACAUGCUCGCAGUCCUAUAGAGCUGACCGACCAGAUCUUUGGUCCAGCCACCCUACAUGACGCUCUGCAGGAUGAGAUCUACUGCCAGAUUAUGAGACAGAUGACCAGCAACAACAGCAGGUUGAGUAUGGAGCGUGGGUGGCAGCUCAUGUGGCUGUGUUCGGGCUUGUUCCCGCCCAGUCCGAGUUUGAUGCAACACACUGUGCGCUUCCUGGAGUCGCGGCCCAGAGACCUGCUGGCUGCCGGCUGCCUGCAGAGGCUGCGUGAGAUGCGCAGUAAGGAGCCCAGGAAGCUUCCUCCCCAUCCGGUAGAAGUGGACGCCAUCCAACAGAACAGCACCCAGAUCUUCCAUAAAGUCCACUUCCCAAAUGACACGAGUGAUAUAAUUGAGGUGAAAUCGACGACGACAAUCGAAGGCUUGUGCAGCAGCAUCGCCUCUCAGCUCAGACUGAGCUCAGCUGACGGAUAUGGCCUGUACCUGAAAACCCUGAGCAAGGUGAUAAGCUUGGAGGAGCAGAAAUAUUUUUUUGACAGUUUAAGGCAGACUUCAGAGGCUCCUAAGAAAGGAAAAAAAGUGAAAGAUGGCAACCAGGCCAACAUGGCCUACCUGGUGAUCUUUAAGAGGAAGCUCUGGUUCAACGUGAGCCCGGGGAAAGACCUGGUUGCAGACCUCACGUUCCAUUUCCCACAGGAAGUGCCUAGGUACCUGCGUGGAUACCACAAUUGCACCAAGGAGGACAUGACCAACCUGGGUGGGCUGCUCUUCAGAACAGAAGUGGAUUCAGACAGGUCGCAGUUUGUCAUGAUCCCCAGAAUGCUGAGGGAGCUGGUUCCUGCUGACCAGUUAAAGAUCAUGUCCCCUGAAGACUGGAAGAAGCACAUCAUCUCCGCCUACAACAAGCAGAGCGGCCUCACGGUGCAGGAGGCCAAAGUCGCCUUCCUGAGAGGCAUUUCCAGUUGGCCAACCUUCGGCUGUGCCUUCUUUGAAGCUAAACAAACGUGUGAAUCUAGCUACCCAAAUGCAAUUUUGAUCGUCGUCAGCAAGCAAGGUGUCAGCUUCAUAGACCCAAGUACAAAGGAGCUGCUGGUCAUGCACCCGUUCAGCCGCAUCAUAGAGUACCAGAGCGAAGGCGGCUACUUCGAGAUGACCAUCGGCACCCUGGUGAGGGGCAUCGCCUUCGUCUGUGAAACCCCACAGGCCGACACGAUUGUGGACCUUCUUAGAUCGUACAUCACCAUGUACGAGAAGCAGCAUCAGCAUCCGGCCUUUGCACCAAGGAAAAACAUGUUUUCCUGAACAGACUGAGCUGCUGCGAUUGAUAUGCACCCUUGAUCAAUCUCUUUAAAUUAAUUUAUUUGUGUACUUUAAAUGGCUAAAUUGUCCCCAAAACAGAUUGCCUCUACUAAAAAAGAUAGUGAUAUUAAAAUUUUAUGUCA
Molecule: messenger RNA, 6863 nt
Organism: Sebastes umbrosus (honeycomb rockfish)
Lineage: Eukaryota; Metazoa; Chordata; Actinopteri; Perciformes; Sebastidae
Product: unconventional myosin-VIIb-like
Exons: 50
Coding region: 139-6723 (2194 amino acids)
Cellular component (GO): myosin complex; cytoskeleton
Molecular function (GO): ATP binding; protein binding; cytoskeletal motor activity
Source: RefSeq, a predicted model, not a curated record